This is a messenger RNA of Salvia hispanica, 1140 nucleotides long. NCBI's taxonomy places the organism in Eukaryota, Viridiplantae, Streptophyta, Magnoliopsida, Lamiales, Lamiaceae. The record is from RefSeq and is a predicted model, not a curated record.
AUGGGGGUACCUCAUGGAGAGGCUGAGCGGCUGCCGCAUUUGCCGACAUGCGGCAAAGAAAUGCCCAUAUUCGACUUCGAGGAUAUCAUCGAAAAGGUUUGCACGCUGAGGGGGGGACACCGAUGUGGGCCGUCGUCGCCGCACGUCUUGUAUUCCUGCUCGUCUGAUUCCACGAUCAGAGCUUGGGAUUCCAGGUCGUUUCAGCAGGUGGCCUGCAUAAGCUCUGGCCCGUCAGAGGAGGUAUUCAGCUUCUCAUUUGGCGGGGCUGAUGCUAAUCUCAUUGCAGCCGGAUGCAACUCUCAGAUUCGUUUGUGGGAUUGGAGGACAAUGAAACAGACUGCAUGCUUGGAGGAAUCUCACAUGGACGACGUUACUCAGGUCCACUUUGUCCCCAGCCAUCAAAACAUGCUUCUCUCUGCUUCUGUUGAUGGAUUAAUGUGCCUGUUUGAUACCAGUGGAGAAAUAAAUGAUGAUGAUCACUUGCUAUCAGUGUUCAAUGUGGGAACUUCAAUUGGAAAAGUGGGAUUUUGCGGCCAGGCAAAUGAUAAAUUGUGGUGCUUAACGCAUAUUGAAACUUUGAGUGUUUGGGAUUGGAAUGAAUCGAGAACUGAGGCAAACUUCGAUAAUGCUCGUGCAUUAGCAUCCGAGAGCUGGACACUAGAUCAAGUAGACUACUUUGUGGAUUGUCACUACUCACCUGAGGAGGAUCAACUAUGGGUGAUCGGGGGUACAAAUGCCGGCACCUUUGGGUACUUCCCUGUAAAUUUUGGAAGCACGAAGACAAUUGGAUCAGCAGAAGCUGUGUUCCAAGGCGGCCAUACAGGCGUUGUGAGGAGUGUGUUGCCUGUUUCUAGCGUGCCUGGCAGAACAAAUAGCCAAGGCAUUUUUGGAUGGACAGGAGGCGAAGAUGGCCGCAUGUGUUGCUGGUUAUCUGAUGAAUCUCCUGAGACAAACCGCUCCUGGGUGUCUAGUACAUUGGUCGAGAAGUCGCAUAAAAUCCACAGGAAAAGACAUAGUCCUUACUAGAACUUCCACCUUUUUUCCCCCCAAAGUCAAAUGUAUGUGUUGUAAUAUUUUAUUCAUCUGUUUCAUAGUACUACUUGUUUAAGGGGCAAUGAAAUGAAUUUGUUUAUUUUCUUA